Ipomoea triloba (trilobed morning glory) is the source of this 474-nucleotide messenger RNA. RefSeq lists its product as uncharacterized. The record is from RefSeq and is a predicted model, not a curated record. NCBI's taxonomy places the organism in Eukaryota, Viridiplantae, Streptophyta, Magnoliopsida, Solanales, Convolvulaceae. The transcript has 2 exons. The coding region runs from base 1 to 474 and encodes 157 amino acids.
AUGUGGCCUGAUUUGACUUUUGUCACACAACAAUUAUAUGAGUUUGUGGAUACACUUACUGAGGAGUACAUGCGAGCUAUUAGUAGAGUGUUGCGGUAUCUCAAAAAAACACCAGGUCAAGGUGUUUUUUAUUCAGCUAGUUCUUCAUUACAGAUAAAGGGUUUUUCUGAUUCUGAUUGGGCAGCCUGUCCUCGCUUUAGGAAGUUUGUUACAGGUUUUUGCAUUUUUCUUGGUGAUUCUUUGGUUUCCUGGAAAUCAAAGAAGCAAGUUACAGUUUCUCGGUCUUCUUCUGAAGCCGAAUAUUGGGCUUUGGCUAUUACUAGCUGUGAAAUUCAGUGGCUUCUUUUCUUAAAGGCAAUCUUGAAGUUAUUGUAUGUUGACAGUGCUAAUCAGCUUGCUGAUGUCUUCACCAAACUGCAUGGUCCUACUUCAUUUGCCAUGUUCAUGUCCAAGCUGGGUGUACACAUGAGUUGA